AUGGUAUGUUUUUAUUAAUAUUAUUUGUUGAGAAAAGAAAAAAUAUCUUUCUUGUUAAGUUUUUAAUUAAUUUAACUAACGUUAACUUAUGGCAUUAAAGAGUUUGGUUAUGGCUAAAGAUUAAAGAGAAAUAGAAAUAUUUCUGUAAACUUUUACAUCAAAAUACCAGGCUUUUUAAAGUUUAUGAACUAUUUAAAACAACUGUCAAUACUAAUUAUAAAAUGUUUUAAGUACUGAUAUUACCUUCCCUAGCCAAAAUUUAAAUAUUUAGCCGUUUGGCCAAAUCGUAACAGAGCCGGCCCGGGCCAAGAGAACCUUUGUCUAUUGCUACAUAUGUGGCCGUAUGUUCGGGUCAAAGUCCAUCGACAUCCAUCAACCUCAAUGUCUCCAGAAGUGGCGUGUGGAGAAUCAGAAACUACCCAAACAUCAACGACGACCUGAGCCAGUCCAGCCAGAAAUUGUCAGACACUGUAGGUUCAUACUGUCGCAUUUUAAAUUUAAUAUUUGACACAUUUAAGCUUAAUAUUUGACUAUUAAACACCCCCUUGUUUCAGCUGAUGGUCAAGUAAACCACGAAGCAACGAACGCGGCCAUGUACGAAGCGGCCCAACAACAACUGGUCGGAUGUGAACAUUGUGGUCGCACCUUCCAACCCGACCGACUGGCGGUUCAUCAACGUAGUUGUACUGCCGAACGACCUCACAAAAGCCUGGUUGGAGCCCUUAAGUCAAGAAACUCUUCUCCUGCGAGAUACUAA
Bursaphelenchus okinawaensis is the source of this 757-nucleotide messenger RNA. The record is from the annotation of a GenBank genome assembly. Lineage: Eukaryota; Metazoa; Nematoda; Chromadorea; Rhabditida; Aphelenchoididae.